AUGUUAACCUUCUCAGUAACUCUAAUAUGUCUUCUGGUCACUGCGCAAUGUCUCCCUGUCCCAGAGCAAGUCCAUAUUGCCUUAGGGGAUGAGAAAGAUUCCAUGGGAGUUCAUUGGCUUACUUUUGAGGAUGGUAAGAAGGCUGAGAGAUCAGAAAGUACACUUUAUUUCAGCGGAUUCUGAAGUGAUUUAUGGAACGAAUAAAGAUGAUUUGAAUCAAAAAUCAAUCGGAGAGACUCAUAACUUUACAUUCGGUCUUACCAGGUUCAUCCAUAAUGCCGUUAUGACAAAUCUAAGACCAAAAACGACUUACUGUAAGGAUAUUCUCACCCUGUAUCCUCAGUAAUUUUCUGCUUUCAGAUUACAAAGUAGGAUCCAACGAUUCGUGGAGUAGACUUUUCACAUUCAAGACCUUAACCGACGACCCUGAUUACUCUUUCCGAAUUUGCAUUUUUGGUGAUCUGGGAGUGGAGAACGGCAUCUCUCUUGAAUACAUUGCCGAAGCCGUUAAUAAUGACGAGUUUGAUCUAAUGAUUGAUGUUGGUAAGUCUUCAAAAACUCCAGCUAUGAACCACAUCCUGUUUUAGGAGACUUUGCCUAUGAUCUUCAUACCGAUGAUGGCCGAGUUGGCGAUAUUUUUAUGAACCAAAUGGAACCGAUAGCCAGCAGGAUCCCAUUUAUGGUUGUUGCUGGUAAUCAUGAAGACGACGGCAGGAACUUUUCUCAUUAUGUUAACCGAUUCAACAUGCCAAAUGAUCCCUUUGGGGACAGUCAGGCUUACAGGUAAAUUUAACUUUUACUUUGUAAUAGUAAAUGCGUUACAGCUUUGAUGUUGGGCCAAUCCAUUUUGUUGCAAUUAGCACUGAAUAUUACGGAUUCUUCUAUGAGUACGGACCACAGUCAGUUUACACACAGUAUAAUUGGUUGAAAAAACAUCUUGAAGAUUACCAAAAGGUGAGAAAACAACGACCAUGGCUGGUUACCUUCCAACAUCGGCCGUUUUAUUGUUCUAAUGCCAACAACUUCGAGUGUCAUUCGUUUGAAAAUACGCUGGUAAGACGUUUUACGACAUAGGUUCGUAGCAUUUCAGAUCACAAAGGGCUACCAAGACAUGCCUGGACUCGAGAAACUCUACAUUGACAACGGCGUUGAUUUGAGUUUCUGGGGCCAUCAACAUUCCUACGAACGUUUCUUUCCCAUUAGCUAUAGAAAGGUCUACAAUCUCACGGCCGAUCCAUAUUACAAUGCGCCAGCUCCCACGUAUGUCAUCAGCGGUGCGGCUGGAUGUCACACAAAGCACGCCUACUUUGAUCAGAAUCCCAUCCCCGGAAGUGCGGCUCGUUUCGUUGAUUACGGAUAUUCUGUGCUGCAUGUUCACAACAAAACACAUCUUUAUAUGCAGCAGAUUUCCGUGGAGAGACAGAAGAAAGUUAUUGAUGAGUUCUGGCUCAAAAAGGACCUAAAUGUCUGGCCAUCAAUGGAAAGGGCGCAAAACCAUAUGGCCAUUGAAUUUCCUCCGUAUAUAGAGCCUACCACCUGUAAUGUAAGAGAUCCAAGAUGUAGAUUCAGCAGAAAACGAAGGAAUUUGUUUAAUAAACCAUAAUGUAGAAUUGAAUAAAAGUUGAGACUUUUUCUGCAAGGCAAAUUUAUUUGGAGUCUACACUAUUGAUAGAGUUUUAUCAAAGGCAAUCCCUCUUUUCAAAGUAGCUGAUUGUUACAAAAAAAGGUUCAUAAAAAACCCCAUCAUCUCAAAUUUGGAUGCUACCUUUUCUAAUCGCAAUAUUGUCUACAAGUUUGCAUGCCAAAAGCAACACAUUGCCAGAACAAGUUCACAUUGCCUUGGGCGAUUCUCCAGAUUCGAUUAAUGUUAAUUGGGUGACUUUUGAAGAUGGUAAGGCGCAAUAUUAGCUGGUCUCCUACAAUUUUUAAAUAACUUUAUAAGUGGUUUUAAAUUUAGCACCCUCGGAAGUAUUGUAUGGAAUGGACAAACAAAAUCUAAAUCAUCAUUCAAUUGGGAAAUCGAAUAAUUUUACUUUUGGAAUAACACGUUUUGUUCAUAAUGUAGCAAUGACAAAUUUGGCUCCAGAAACGUUUUACUGUAAGCUUAAAAGUACAGCGUACAUAAUUUCCUGCGCUUCGAAUCCUUUCAGAUUACAGUGUCGGUUCAGCAGGUGCCUGGAGUAAGAUAUUUUCCUUCAAAACCUUGUCCAACGAUCCCAAUUAUUCUUACCGAGUUUGUUUCUUUGGCGACCUAGGAGUCGAAAAUGGAAUCUCUUUUGAAUACAUUGCAGAAGCCGCAGAAAAUCAUGAAUUCGACUUUGCAGUUUUACUUGGUAAAUUUAUAUAUUUAACUGUCCAAUGAGGAUUUCUUUAGGAGAUCUAGCAUACGAUCUCCAUACUGAUGAUGGGAGAAUAGGCGAUAUCUUUAUGAACCAAUUGGAGUCUGUUGCCACCAAAAUUCCCCUUAUGGUCAUCGCCGGAAAUCAUGAAGAUGAUGGCAGAAACUUUUCUCAUUAUUCGAAUAGAUUCAACAUGCCGAAUGAUCCAUUUGGAGACAGUCAACUUUAUAGGUAAAAUGAUUUUUUUCAUUUUAAAUUCAUGGGGUUUCAGUUUCGAAGUGGGUCCAGUCCACUUUGUUGGGGUUAGCACUGAAUAUUACGGGCUAUUCCAUAAAUACGGAAAGCACUCAAUUUUCAAUCAAUACAACUGGCUGAAGAAACACUUUGAAGAUUAUAACAGAGUCAGGGAUGAAAGACCAUGGCUGAUUACCUUCCAACAUAGACCGUUUUACUGUUCUACUGCGAAUAAUUUUGAGUGCCAUGGCUUCGAAAAUACUCUGGUAAGACCCAUUAUAACAUUGGAAAGUGAGAUUUGUAGCUGACAAAAGGAUUUCAAGACAUCCCAGGUCUCGAGAAGCUUUACGUUGACCAUGGAGUUGACCUUGGAUUCUGCGGCCAUCAACAUGGAUACGAACGGUUCUUCCCGAUCAGCUAUCGAAAAGUCUAUAACCUCACAAACAACCCAUACCAUAACGCUCCAGCACCAACAUAUAUCAUCUCUGGAUCUGCGGGAUGUAAAUCGAAACACUCUUACUUCGAUCCGAACCCAAUUGCUGGGAGUGCCGCUCACUUUGUUGACUAUGGAUACUCAAUUCUUCAUGUUCACAACAAAACUCAUUUGUAUAUGGAACAGAUUUCUGUGGAGAGACAGAAGAAAGUCAUAGACGAAUUCUGGCUGACAAAAGAUAUCGGGGCCAGGCCAGCAGUAUUCAAGGAUGUAAAAUCGAUCGAUUUCCCGUCUUAUACUCAACCAAACACCUGUAAUGUACACGAUCCAAGGUGUAGAUAUACUCGACAAAGGGAUAACUUGCUGAACAAUAUGUAA
Molecule: messenger RNA, 3384 nt
Organism: Bursaphelenchus xylophilus (pine wood nematode)
Lineage: Eukaryota; Metazoa; Nematoda; Chromadorea; Rhabditida; Aphelenchoididae
Source: the annotation of a GenBank genome assembly